AUGCGACCAGAACGCCGCGAACGCGUUCUUUUGACGCCAGUUUCAGCGGUGCAGCGGGCUUUUAGCGUGGCAAAUGAUGUGGAACCAGCGCCGACAGAGGUUCCUCCAGUGCUGGGAGUUCCCAUGUGGUUCUACACGAUCUGCACAGCUCUCGUAUUGCUGUUCCUACUCGUCCAGAGCAUCCGUUUGCUCCGUUCGCGUGGGCGAGUUUUUGCCCGGGACUUUACUCUUGCGCUGCGUUCAGGCGUCAUUUUCCUCCUCUUGAUGGUACCUCUGACGCAUCCUGAGCAGAUUGCUGGUGUAGCCAUCAACCUCCAGGCCGUAUAUGUUUGGCUGCCACUGUGGUACAUGAGUACGCUGCGGAAAAGCCUAGGCGGAUGGAUUCAGAUCGCCGUGCACGCCUUGCAGGGCACCGUGGCUGCCGUGUUGGUGAUCUUGGCCCUGAACGCGAUGAAGGCCAUUGAGCGCACGCGCGGUGAGAGUUCCUUCCAGUGGAAAUGGCUGGCCAUCGUCUUUGUCCUUGCAUAUGGCAUUGGUUGGAGUAAAGUCGACAAGGACUUGAAGAAGUUCUUCUUUGGCACACUCUCCCCACUUUUGGUGAUGUGCUUGGGCGCUGAUAGCGACAGCCACGAUAGCGGCGCCGGCUUCUUCAAAGCCCAAGAGACAGCGUUGAUCUACCAGGAACACAUCAAUUGGACAUCCAUCAUUUUCUGUUACCUGUACCUCACUUUGGUCGCCUUGUCCUUGUCUGCCAUCACCUUGCUGGGCCGCGCAUGGCUGGCAUCCAAUGAAGUGGCUGAGGAUGUGGCCGUGAUGGCGCUGGAGACCUGGCGAAGUCUGAAGUUGCUGCUAAACUAUUUCAGCUGUCGACCUGCAGACUUUGACUUAGACGCGUUGGGACAGCAUUUGCAGAUGUUGAAGACGGCCAGUCUCCACCUGGAGAAUCAACUUCGAGAAGCGAUGUGGGAAACGUGCUGCUGGAAGCAGCAUAGGCGGCUUCAUGGCCUUCUGCAGCUCCUAACCUCCGUGCAGGCUGUCCUUCUGGCUGCGCUCAGCUGGUUGCGGGGUCAUCCCGGCCAGGCUCCGCAGGACCUUUCAGUUUUUCUGCAGGAGUUCGAGUCCGCCAGUGGUAGUGCGCUGCGUGGCUUGACGGCGCCCUGGUGGCUCCAUCAAAACCAGGAAGACCGAGAUGCGGCGGUGAUCGACGGCUUGGAACAUGCCGAAUUGGCCGAUGGCGCUUUGAUGGCUUGCCUAGAACAGUUGCGCGAUCCCGGCCGACCCGAAUCCACUACACCUGCCUCAGUGAUGCAGCCUGCUGCAGCAUUUGUGGAAACACUGCGGGAGAUUCCCAAAGCCAUGAAGGAUUUCUUGCUCAACAAGGUUGGGGAUGACUUCCAGCCUUCGAUCGAAGCGGAAUGGGCCUUGGAGCAGCCCUGGUUGGCGAACCGCCACCGACGGGCCCUGGGAUAUGCUGUGGCAUGGGUUGCAUCCCUGCUGUGGUGCAUCAGAUUCCGCGGCGGCUCAUCGGCGCUGUGCUCCAUUCUGGUCGCCUGGCAACUUCCCUUCACCUGGGUAACCCUCCAUGGCACGUUGAAUGAGUUCCUUGGAACCGUUGGAGGUGUGAUUUUGGGUGCUUUACCAAGCUUCCUGCUUCGAUUGAGCCCGGCGAUGCGCAGUGCCCAAGCCAGCCCUGGAGCACAUGAGCUGUUUCUUUGCUUUAGCUUGAUGUACAUUCUUUGGACAACGGCCACCUAUUACGCUCAAGUGCAAGCCUUCCAGUGGCGAGUAGCAGCCUUGUUCUGGUCGUGCUUUGGCGGUGUGGAAAUGCUACGAGACUUUGGCUUGGCGGAAGAUCUCAGGAGCAAUAUUUGGAAGCAGCAAUCCUGGAACUCCUUGGUGGAUUUCUCCAUUGGCUGUGGUUUGGUCUUCUUCUGUGAGCUCGUCUUGGGUGCGCUGUGUCGUGAAGCACCUUCUAAGAGCCGGGCGGCACAGGCCACAGCUGCAAGUCUGGAGAGCUGCGCCAAGAUGGUCUCAUCUUUGCAGGACGGUGAUGGCUAUCUCAUGCGUGGACAGGUUUCUGGAACGCUGAAGCAUUGCAUCAUGGUGGCGAUGAUGGUUGGAGCAUUGCCUACGCUUCUGGGAUCUUCCUUGGCGCGGAGACAUGGUGAGUCGGAUCUUGGUACCAUCGCCUGGAGCAGCGAACGCUUUGGCGGCCCCGGGCCCAGCGCCCUGCUGCUGAAGGCCCUCAUUCCGCCGCAGCUUCCGCAGCGACUGCAUCAUUGCAGUGAGGUGUGCUUCGCCGCGCUGCAACGACAGUCAACGGAAGAGACAUGGAGUAUGGAGGCACAGGCGCUCCUGUCCUCGCCAUCCACCCUGUCCGGCGACACACAACAGCUCGCUGCCGCGGCAGCGCAGAUGGCCAUUAGGGGCGCCGUGCAUGUGAUGUUGGAUGCGCUGAUGUCAAUCCAAGCUGCUCUCGUUGCCCAGGAAACUCUGUCCUUGCCAGCCUGGACGAAGUUGUCCUCCUCAAAACAG
Molecule: messenger RNA, 2535 nt
Organism: Cladocopium goreaui
Lineage: Eukaryota; Dinophyceae; Suessiales; Symbiodiniaceae
Source: the annotation of a GenBank genome assembly